UUGCAUGGGAUGGUGUGGAUGUCCUCCUGAGUUAUGAAAGCCUCCUCAUUGCGGAUGGUCCCCUGAGUUAUGGAUGUUGGUUCCCUACCUACUACAGCAGAAAUCCAGGUCCUUGGAGGAACCAGUGGCCCCCAGAAGCAAGCUGUCCCCUCACCGGAUUUUAUCCUUCCAGUAUGUUUCUUUCCAUGAGGCAUCUUCUGAAGCCCUCAGCCUCAGUACAAUGUGGAAAUGGAUACUGACAUACAGUGCCCCAGGCUUGUCUCACCUGCCCCGCUCAUGGCUGCUCUUGUUCUUGGUCUAUUCGCUGUCUGUCACCUGCCAUGAGGUCGCCGGUGGUGGUGGCAAUAGAGACUCACUGCGCUCCACUGACUUCUCCUCCAACUCUUCUUCUGGGAGACACGUGCGAAGCUAUAACCACCUCCAAGGAGAUGUGCGCUGCAGGAAACUCUUUUCCUUCCACAAAUACUUCCUCAAGAUCGAUGACAACGGCAGGGUUAGUGGCACCAAGAAGGAUGACUGCCCUUACAGUAUAUUGGAGAUAACAUCUGUGGAUGUAGGGGUUGUGGCAGUGAAAUCCAUUAACAGCAAUUAUUAUUUAGCCAUGAACAGAAGAGGCAAAGUCUAUGGCUCUAAGGAAUUUAAUAUUGACUGUAAACUAAAAGAGAGGAUAGAGGAGAAUGGUUAUAAUACCUAUGCAUCUCUCACCUGGAAGAACAAUGAGAGACAAAUGUUUGUGGCACUAAACGGCAAAGGAACCACAAAAAGAGGACCAAAAACGAGAAGGAAAAGCACUAAUGCUCACUUUCUUCCUAUUCCUCUAUAGCUUCACAUGAAGGAUUUGCUAAAAAUGGACUAAAGACUUAUGGAGAACAUUCUAAAGGGCUUCAACACCUCGACAAGAAGAUGAAAACCUGUUGAGGAGUUCACAAGCGUGCUAAGGCUUCCAAAGGCCGUUUUUGCUAGUGCUGGGUUCCUGGGACCGGCCAGAUCGGAUAAAAUAAAAGCUAGCGCCCGUUUGAAGAAUGUUAUUUGUUGUGUGUACAAUGCUGUUUAAAGGACGUGAGACAAUCACGCAGAUGAUCUUCUGGGAAAGUUAUUUAUGGAAUACAAACUUAAAUCAAAGAUCUGCUUUGCUUAUUCAGACCCAGCAAUCCAGCGAGCAGACAGACACGCAAAGCAUUUGCUGAAAGUACUUGGGUCAAAUUGACAACAAUGAUAGAUAUUUUUUUGAAGAGACAUCCACAAGAAUGUAUGGGAUUAAGAUGUGUAAACACGUGCAAACUGUUCUAACAAAACGAAUAAUGUGGUAUUCCCAUGUAUUCUAUGUACUGCGUCCCAACCCCCACCCCACUACCUUUGUGUUCCUUUGUAAGUUAUUUAUUUAAUAGAAUGUUUAAUAUGUGUCUUCAGUGUUUAAGCUGAGUGUCUGCAUUUGUGCAUCUGUUU
Nanorana parkeri is the source of this 1446-nucleotide messenger RNA. RefSeq names its product fibroblast growth factor 10 (gene FGF10). Gene Ontology annotation, biological process: positive regulation of ERK1 and ERK2 cascade; animal organ morphogenesis; positive regulation of epithelial cell proliferation. NCBI's taxonomy places the organism in Eukaryota, Metazoa, Chordata, Amphibia, Anura, Dicroglossidae. Bases 74 to 823 code for a protein of 249 amino acids. Gene Ontology annotation, molecular function: growth factor activity; chemoattractant activity; type 2 fibroblast growth factor receptor binding. The record is from RefSeq and is a predicted model, not a curated record. The transcript has 3 exons. Gene Ontology annotation, cellular component: cytoplasm.